Protopolystoma xenopodis is the source of this 447-nucleotide messenger RNA. The record is from the annotation of a GenBank genome assembly. Lineage: Eukaryota; Metazoa; Platyhelminthes; Monogenea; Polystomatidea; Polystomatidae.
AUGUCGUCGUUCUGGCGGUCUCUGACCGGCCCGAUGGGCGAAUGGGCUCGUUCGUUGGGACGCGGUCGAGACGGACAGAGCAGCGCCUCCAUGCGACGCGCCUCGUCCAGAAAAGCUCUGUCGCCACGGCCUUGGCCGGCCGACAGCGUCGUCGUCAAUGCCGACGGUUUGUCUAUUCGCGUGACCAGCGGCGGUGGCGAGGGACACGGCGACGGAGACCUCGAAGCCGACGCCGAGGCAGAUGCCGACGGCGACGCCGAGCCGGACGGCGACGGCGACAGCGACGGCAACGGCAACGGCUGCGCUGAUUGGCUGGGCCUGAUGGGCCAAACCUUGGGCAAACGAGAGCCGGCCUCUGAUUGGCCCAGUUUCGAGGUCGCCGUGUGCGCUUUCAGCGCGAUCGACUUGCUACUCCAGACGAGUCGUUCGGCCGGUACCGGCGUCUGA